Suillus paluster is the source of this 528-nucleotide messenger RNA. RefSeq lists its product as uncharacterized. Gene Ontology annotation, biological process: mycotoxin biosynthetic process. The annotation marks the transcript as partial. NCBI's taxonomy places the organism in Eukaryota, Fungi, Basidiomycota, Agaricomycetes, Boletales, Suillaceae. The transcript is spliced from 4 exons. The record is from RefSeq and is a predicted model, not a curated record.
AUAAGAUUCAACGGAACUCCAGGCGCUCCUUCUAUAUAUCGUGGAAGUCUGUCCCCAGAAGUCGAAGCCGCUUGGGAUAACAUAGCUGUUGAUGGUUCGCCAGUUCGCAUGACGCUUGAGGAAUUGUUCAGCAACAUGGCUAGCUGUUCAGAUGCAUAUGGCGGAGGUUAUAUGACAUCGAUGGAAAGCAAUCACAUGGUCCAUUGCUUAAAUAUGCUUCGCAAAGUCACCUGGGGCGACCACUAUGGGCCCUCUGGUAAUGACGUCCACGAAUCCCCUGAAUACUUCCGCAUUCAUCUCGACCACUGCAUUGAAUUGCUCAGGCAGAAUAUUUUGUGUCAUAGUGACGUGGUCACGAUCAGUUACGAUUGGGAGCGAUCCGGAGCUUUUCCCCCCAGUUUCAAUGUUCGCCAUCAAUGCAAAGACUUCGAAAAGAUCUUGGAUUGGGUGGAUGAGCAUCGCGUUGUUAUCUCUAAAUUCGAGAUGGUUCGCUUGGAGGAUACCGUCGACCUGCUUUCCCCUCCUUGA